Messenger RNA from Phaedon cochleariae (mustard beetle), 7173 nucleotides. Lineage: Eukaryota; Metazoa; Arthropoda; Insecta; Coleoptera; Chrysomelidae. The record is from the annotation of a GenBank genome assembly.
AUGUAUACAGAUACCAAAAGACGCAGUGGAACGGACUACCAGCUGAAGGUUUUUGGACUGAUCGCUCUACAGGCCAUUUCAUUACAAGAUGAAAAAUGGGAAUUAUCAACAGAGAAUGAGAAUGCAGGAAAAUUUGAUGAUGUUGUUUUGGAAAGUGGAGAUGGUGGAAUAGAUAUUUUGAUUCAAUGCAAACAUAAAAAAGGAAAGAAAAAAUCAAAGGAUCCGGUACUCGAUUGGAAAACCCUCCUUCCGGAAUAUUACAACUCCUAUAAGAUGAAAAUCUGUAACUCAUUCAAACGGCAGCUAUUGAUGAUAUUAUGCUCAAAUAUUGGUCCUUCGGAUGGUGAUUUCCUUGAACCCAUGAAGAUUACUAUAAUACCAGGAAAGUACAAAUCUUAUCAAUUCAAAAGCUCAAAAAUAAAAGAGAUUCAAGGAAUAUUGAAUGCAAUUGAUGAUCAUUCCCUGAAAUUUUGUGGGGAAUUUAGGUUUCUUCAUAUCGACGAUUUAGCAAUAGAAGACGGCAUUAAAAACAAACUAGAAGAAGCACAGAAAAUGUUUGGUUUGAAAUUUUCUAAACUUCAUUUUAGAGAGAAAAUAGACGAGUUCUUUCAGGGAAAACUGCAAAAAGAAAGACGUAUCAAAAAGUCGCACGUUAUAGCUUUUUUAUACGACUCGCGAAGUCAGGAUUACCUGGAAAAACUAGAUUCUUUUGAAAUAGACUUCAAGGAAUUAUAUGCCUUUGGUGAUAAUCAAAUAACCAAUAUUGUAUCAAAUUAUCAUUUCUUAAAUAUACUCAAGAUCCAUAGAAGCUUACUGAGAGUUCAUAGCCCCAGCAAAAACGACCAACUUUACAAAAAAGAUCAACUUCUGUUCAUCGAUCCAAGUGAUGGAACCGAAAUUUUGGACAAAAUAAUAGCAUCAUUUGAGCUUCCUGUAUACUGCAUACUUGUCGUUUCCUUCAGAAACUCUGAUCAAUUUCGUAUAAUUCAAUCACGUAUAAAUAAUAUAUUAAAUAGACAACAAUACAAGAAAGUCAUAAUUGUGUCAAAAGUCCCAAUACAGGAUGAUGUAAAUCAGGAUGAAAUAAAAUUUACUGAUCUAACAGAAGCAUGCCAAACUACCCUUUUGUCAAAAAAAGUUAAUUUUCAAGGAAAAGAUCUGCCUAUCAAAGAGCUCAUGAUUAAUUCAUUGAAUAACAUUGAUUUUAUAAUAGACCAGGCAACUAUUAUCAACUUGAUAAAUGAUGAAAAUAUCACAAUAGGUAGAGCCAUUAGAGACUUGGGUGCAAUUGAGCAUUAUUACAUGGAGAGAAAAUUUAUACUCGAGACUGAAGACAAGUUAUAUGAGUUCACAGAACAAGAUGUCUGCAAUUUCGUUGGUCAACCUGGAAAAUUCGUUUUAAUUUCUGAUGGAGCAGGAAAGGGCAAAACUACUGUCUUAACUAAACUUGGGUUUUUAAUAAAAAAAAUAUAUCCCAGUUCUUUCCUCAUAACAAUUGAUCUGAAUAUGUUUACCAGCAUAUUUAGAGAAUUUAAAACAGCGAAAAAGAAAUCAAUUAAUUUAGAAGAGAUACUACAGUCAAAAGAUAAGAAUUAUUUUAAAAAUAGUUUAGAACAAAAUAUUUUCUCAAAUACAAAAAACAUCAUCCUGAUGGUCGAUGCUGUGGAUGAAAUAAGUCCGGACUACACUAAACUAGUUAACAAUUUUAUGCUUCAAACGUCUGAACGUGAAAAUAUUUCUAAAAUAUUUGUUACAACUCGUCCUCAUUUAAAGAAGGAUUUGCAAUCCUUCCUGAAAACUGAAUCAUAUCAAUUACUUCCAUACUCAAAAUUAGAACAAACUGAUUUUCUCAUGAAAUAUUGGAAGCAGAACCUCACAAUAGAUGAUGAUGAAAAGUUAACUAAAUGUGAGAUUUAUGCAAAAACAUUGAUAAGCAAACUAGGAAAUUCGAUAGGAUACACCUCUUGGAAUUUCAUAGGCAUUCCACUUCAGACCAGAAUGAUUGCGGAAAUAUUUCAGGGCUCUGAUGACAAGAAAUACCAGUGGGUGUGUUGUAAAGAUUUUUUACUAUCUGAAAAUGGGACCUUGGAAUUACCAGAUAAGAUAAACAUAACUGAAUUAUACGAUAUGUUUGUGGAGAAGAAAAAAGAUAUCUUCAUCGAAGAUAAAUGCGAUACUCAAGGAAAUGUAAAAGCAAAGGAGAUUAUUUCGAAAAUCUAUGAAGAUUAUAUAAAUGAGCACCAAAAACUUGCUGCUGGACUAUUACUUAAUGAUCAUCAAUAUUCAUUGAUGAAUGUUUCCAAAUAUGUUAACAAUAGCUCCAAGGAAACUAUCAUCGGAAUGGGAAUGUUACAAGAAAUUGGAGACGAGCUAUUGUUCGUUCAUCAAACAUUCGCUGAAUAUUUUUUGGCUAAGGCAAUGUGGGUACAAUUGAAAGAGAUUGCAAAACGCAACAAAUUUGUGAUUUUCCUUUUGAAAGACUUGUUUAUACACCCGGGAUUUGAAAUGAUCAGAGCUUUUUUUGAGGGCAUCCUCACCAACGAAUACUCCCAAAUCCCAAUGAAGGUUUUUGAAAUUUGCGGUUCAACAUUUGACUCUAUAACUUGGGAUCACUACAACAAAAUGAACAUUUUAGUAAGAGAAGGCCGCAAAAAUAUUUUGAAACUAAUACUAGAGAAGAGACGCAGUGGAACGGACUACCAGCUGAAGGUUUUUGGACUGAUCGCUCUAGAGGCCAUUUCAUUACAAGAUGAAAAAUGGGAAUUAUCAACAGAGAAUGAGAAUGCAGGAAAAUUUGAUGAUGUUGUUUUGGAAAGUGGAGAUGGUGGAAUAGAUAUUUUGAUACAAUGCAAACAUAAAAAAGGAAAGAAAAAAUCAAAGGAUCCGGUACUCGAUUGGAAAACCCUCCUUCCGGAAUAUUACAACUCCUAUAAGAUGAAAAUCUGUAACUCAUUCAAACGGAAGCUAUUGAUGAUAUUAUGCUCAAAUAUUGGUCCUUCGGAUGGUGAUUUUCUUGAACCCAUAAAGAUUACUAUAAUACCAGGAAAGUACAAAUCUUAUCAAUUCAAAAGCUCAAAAAUAAAAGAGAUUCAAGAAAUAUUGAAUGCAUUUGAUGAUCAUUCCCUGAAAUUUUGUGGGGAAUUUAGGUUUCUUCAUAUCGACGAUUUAGCAAUAGAAGACGGCAUUAAAAACAAACUAGAAGAAGCACAGAAAAUGUUUGGUUUGAAAUUUUCUAAACUUCAUUUUAAAGAGAAAAUAGACGAGUUCUUUCAGGGAAAACUGCAAAAAGAAAGACGUAUCAAAAAGUCGCACGUUAUAGCUUUUUUAUACGACUCGCGAAGUCAGGAUUACCUGGAAAAACUAGAUUCUUUUGAAAUAGACUUCAAGGAAUUAUAUGCCUUUGGUGAUAAUCAAAUAACCAAUAUUGUAUCAGAUUAUCAUUUCUUAAAUAUACUCAAGAUCCAUAGAAGCUUACUGAAAGUUCAUAGCCCCAUCAAAAAUGACAAACUUUACAAAAAAGAUCAACUUCUGUUCAUCGAUCCAAGUAAUGGAAGUGGAAUUUUGGACAAAAUAAUAGCAUCAUUCGAGCUUCCUGGAUACUGCGUACUUGUCAUUUCCCUCAGAAACUCUGAUCAAUUCCGUAAAAUUCAAUCCCGUAUAAAUGAUAUAUUAAAUAAACAACAAUACAAGAAAGUCAUAAUUUUGUCGAAAGUCCCAAUCCAGGAUGAUUCAAUUCAGGAUGAAAUCAAAUUUACUGAUCUAACAGAAGCAUGCCGAACUACCCUAUUGUCAAAAGAAGUUAAUUUACAAGGAACAUAUCUGCCUAUUAAAGAGCUCAUCAAUAAUUCAGUGGAAAAUAUUGAUUCAAUAAUAGACCAGGAAACUAUUAUUGACUUGAUGUAUGGUGAAACUAUCCAAAUAGGUACAGCCAUUAGAGACUUGGGUGAAAUCGAGCAUUAUUACAUAGAGAGAAAAUUCAAGCUCGAAAAAAUGGUGUUCACGGAACAAGAUAUUUGCAAUUUCAUUGGUCAACCUGGAAAAUUCAUUUUAAUUUCUGAUGGAGCAGGAAAGGGCAAAACUACUGUCCUAACUAAACUUGGAUAUUUAAUAAAAAAAAUAUAUCCCAGUUCUUUCCUCAUAAGAAUUGAUCUGAAUAUGUUUACCAGCAUAUUUAAAGAAUUUCAAACAGCGAGUAAGAAAUCAAUUAAUUUAGAAGAGAUACUACAGUCAAAAGAUAAGAAUUAUUUUAAAAAUAGUUUAGAACAGAAUGUUUUCUCAAAUACAAAAAACAUCAUCCUGAUGGUCGAUGCUGUAGAUGAAAUAAGUCCGGACUACACUAGUCUAGUUAACAAUUUUAUGCUUCAAACGUCUGAACGUAAAAAUAUUUCUAAAAUAUUUGUUACAACUCGUCCUCAUUUAACGAAGAAUUUGGAAUCCUUCCUGAAAACUGAAUCAUAUCAAUUACUUCCAUACUCAAAAUUAGAACAAACUGAUUUUCUCAUGAAAUACUGGAAGCAGAACCUCAUAAUAGAUGAUGAUGAAAAGCUAACUAAAUGUGAGAUUUAUGCAAAAACAUUGAUAAACAAACUAGGAAAUUCGAUAGGAUACACCUUUUGGAAUUUCAUAGGCAUUCCACUCCAGACAAGAAUGAUUGCGGAAAUAUUUCAGGGCUCUGAUGACAAGAAAUACCAGUGGGUGUGUUGUAAAGAUUUUUUACAAUGUGAUAAUGAGACCUUGGAAUUGCCAGAUAAGAUAAACAUAACUGAAUUAUACGAUAUGUUUGUGGAGAAGAAAAAAGAUAUCUUCAUCGAAGAUAAAUGCGAUACUCAAGGAAAUGUAAAAGCAAAGGAGAUUAUUUCGAAAAUCUAUGAAGAUUAUAUAAAUGAGCACCAAAAACUUGCUGCUGGACUAUUACUUAAUGAUCAUCAAUAUUCAUUGAUGAAUGUUUCCAAAUAUGUUAACAAUAGCUCCAAGGAAACUAUCAUCGGAAUGGGAAUGUUACAAGAAAUUGGAGACGAGCUAUUGUUCGUUCAUCAAACAUUCGCUGAAUAUUUUUUGGCUAAGGCAAUGUGGGUACAAUUGAAAGAGAUUGCAAAACGCAACAAAUUUGUGAUUUUCCUUUUGAAAGACUUGUUUAUACACCCGGGAUUUGAAAUGAUCAGAGCUUUUUUUGAGGGCAUCCUCACCAACGAAUACUCCCAAAUCCCAAUGAAGGUUUUUGAAAUUUGCGGUUCAACAUUUGACUCUAUAACUUGGGAUCACUACAACAAAAUGAACAUUUUAGUAAGAGAAGGCCGCAAAAAUAUUUUGAAACUAACAAUAGAGAAGAGACGCAGUGGAACGGACUACCAGCUGAAGGUUUUUGGACUGAUCGCUCUACAGGCCAUUUCAUUACAAGAUGAAAAAUGGGAAUUAUCAACAGAGAAUGAGAAUGCAGGAAAAUUUGAUGAUGUUGUUUUCGAAAGUGGAGAUGGUGGAAUAGAUAUUUUGAUACAAUGCAAACAUAAAAAAGGAAAGAAAGAAUCAAAGGCUCCGGUACUCGAUUGGAAAACCCUCCUUCCGAAAUAUUACAACUCCUAUAAGAUGAAAAUCUACCAGGCAACUAUUAUCAACUUGAUAAAUGAUGAAAAUAUCACAAUAGGUACAGCCAUUAGAGACUUGGGUGCAAUUGAGAAUUAUUACAUAGAGAGAAAAUUUCAAACAGAGAUCAAAGUACAAGAUAAAAAAACCAAAAUUGAAGAGAAAACAAAAAUAAUCGAACACAGAAAAAAGGAAUUCACAGAACAAGAUGUCUGCAAUUUCGUUGGUCAACCUGGAAAAUUCGUUUUAAUUUCUGAUGGAGCAGGAAAGGGCAAAACUACUGUCUUAACUAAACUUGGGUUUUUAAUAAAAAAAAUAUAUCCCAGUUCUUUCCUCAUAAGAAUUGAUCUGAAUAUGUUUACUAGCAUAUUUAGAGAAUUUGAAACAGCGAGUAAGAAAUCAAUUAAUUUAGAAGAGAUACUACAGUCGAAAGAUAAGAAUUAUUUUAAAAAUAGUUUAGAACAAAAUAUUUUCUCAAAUACAAAAAACAUCAUCCUGAUGGUCGAUGCUGUGGAUGAAAUAAGUCCGGACUACACUGAACUAGUUGAAAAUUUUAUGCUUCAAACGUCUGAACGUAAAAAUAUUUCUAAAAUAUUUGUUACAACUCGUCCUCAUUUAAAGAAGGAUUUGGAAUCCUUCCUGAAAACUGAAUCAUAUCAAUUACUUCCAUACUCAAAAUUAGAACAAACUGAUUUUCUCAUGAAAUACUGGAAGCAGAACCUCAUAAUAGAUGAUGAUGAAAAGCUAACUAAAUGUGAGAUUUAUGCAAAAACAUUGAUAAGCAAACUAGGAAAUUCGAUAGGAUACACCUCUUGGAAUUUCAUAGGCAUUCCACUCCAGACCAGAAUGAUUGCGGAAAUAUUUCAGGGCUCUGAUGACAAGAAAUACCAGUGGGUGUGUUGUAAAGAUUUUUUACUAUCUGAAAAUGAGACCUUGGAAUUACCAGAUAAGAUAAACAUAACUGAAUUAUACGAUAUGUUUGUGGAGAAGAAACGGGAUAUCUUCAUCGGAGAUAAAUGCGAUACUCAAGGAAAUGUUAUCCUGAAGGAGGCAGUUUUGAAACAAUAUGAAGACGCUAAAAAUGAGCAUCAAAAACUUGCUGCUCGAUUAUUACUCAAUGAUCACCAAUAUUCAUUGAUGGAUGUUUCCAGAACCGUUAAUAAUAUCUACAAGGAAACUAUCAUCAAAAUGGGAAUGUUACAAGAAAUUGGACACGAGCUAUUGUUCGUUCAUCAAACAUUCGCUGAAUAUUUUUUGGCUAAGGCAAUGUGGGCACAAUUGAAAGAAAUUGCAAAACGCAACAAAUUUGUGAUUUUCCUUUUGAAAGACUUGUUUAUAGACACGAAAUUUGAAAUGAUCAGAGCUUUUUUUGAGGGAAUCCUCACCAACGAAUACUCCCAAAUCCCAAUGAAGGCGAUGACGAAAGGCGCAGGACAUUCUGUGAGUGGUUUACCAGGAAAUGUCAAAAUUUUACAGAUUUCCCGCGAACAAUCAUCUGGACUGAUGAAAGCAUGGUCACUGAUCAUGGUAUCUUCGAUAGAAAAAAUACACAUUAUUGUUCACGAGAAAAUGAACAUUUAUACAUUACAGUGA